This is a messenger RNA of Heterostelium album PN500, 651 nucleotides long. Its product is annotated as prolyl hydroxylase family protein. The record is from RefSeq and is a predicted model, not a curated record. Gene Ontology annotation, molecular function: iron ion binding; L-ascorbic acid binding; procollagen-proline 4-dioxygenase activity. Bases 1 to 651 code for a protein of 216 amino acids. The transcript is spliced from 2 exons. Lineage: Eukaryota; Evosea; Eumycetozoa; Acytosteliales; Acytosteliaceae. Gene Ontology annotation, cellular component: endoplasmic reticulum. Gene Ontology annotation, biological process: peptidyl-proline hydroxylation to 4-hydroxy-L-proline.
AUGUCAGAUCUACAACAACAACAAUCAUAUAAAAGAACAGAUGUAUUAAAGGGUCAUGUUCCUGAUGAUGUUAUCGCUUUUACUCUUGAGAAUGUAUUCUCGAAAGAAGAAUGUCAAGAAUGGAUUGCUUUGACAGAGAAACAAGGAUAUGAACCUGCAUUGGUCAAUAUUGGAUAUGGUAGACAGGCACUAAUGACCGAUGUUAGAAACAACGAUAGAUGUAUUAUAGAUAGCGAAGAGAUGGCCAAUAAAAUAUUCGAGAGAAUCAAACACUUGUUGCCAGCUGUAAUCAAAAACAAUAAUAUGAUUGAACUAAAUGAAAGACUACGUUUUCUUCGAUACGUUGGAAAGGAUCAAAAGUUUGAGCCUCAUGAAGAUGGAACAUACCUACGAACUGACGGACCAAAAAAAGGAGAUCGUUCAUUGGUUACAUUGCAACUUUACUUGAAUGAUCCCGAGGAAGGUGGUGCGACAACGUUUUUUGUUGGAUCAGGCUGGGACGAUGAAAAUCGAGUUCCAGUAAACCCGAAAGCCGGUAUGGUUCUUGUUUUCCAGCAUAGACUCCUCCACGAAGGAAGUCCAUGUACAAAAGGUAUUAAAUAUGUAAUGAGAACUGACAUUAUGUAUAGAAGACAACAACAACCCAAAUAA